Messenger RNA from Iphiclides podalirius (scarce swallowtail), 462 nucleotides. NCBI's taxonomy places the organism in Eukaryota, Metazoa, Arthropoda, Insecta, Lepidoptera, Papilionidae. The record is from the annotation of a GenBank genome assembly.
AUGGACGCGUUUGGGGAAAAACGCGGUCGCCGGCCGAUAUGCAACGUCCGCGCGCUUUGCCGCUCACUGAGUCACCAGUUACCGCACAGUUUGCAUAUGGAUGGUGUGCACUGCAGAUCGCACUUUUCGCAGCGACGGCGAGACGAGACGCGCUCCGUUAUCGCACAAUCAGCUGACGCACUGAGCGCCGGGAAAAACGCUAUAACACGCUCGAUCGGGUUAUUCGCGUCUGAGUGGUUCCGUGACGCGGGGCGACGGCCGACUGGAAGCAAGAAGUGGAGCGAGGGAGUGGUGGACGGCAGGUGGUGGGAUCGAUACCACAGUCUGGGGCGCACGCAUCGGCUGACCGUUCGCGUGGCGGCCUCACUACGCGAAAAGUCGGACUAUAAAAGGGGCCAGGAGAGUGCUAGACGGGCGGUUCAGUGGUGGAACUCGAAGAGGCAGGAAGAAGAAGAAGAAAAG